AUGGCCAAGGAGCUGAGCCAAGCGGAGCUCUUGGACUUCCUCUGCCAGGCCGGGGGGCGAGUGGCCAACGCCGACUUGCUGGGCCACUUCAGGGGCUUCUUGCGGGACCCCGAGGCCGGCCCGGCUCAGCUGCAGCUCCGCCGGGAGCGUUUCAAGGGCUUCGUCAACUCCGUGGCCACCGUGAGGCAGGAGGGGCCGGACGCCGCCAAGUACGUGGUGCUCAGGAAGCGCUACCGGGAACUGGUCGGAGAGGAGCUCAAGCCACCGGCCGAAGCCAGCGCGAGCCCAGCCGCCAAGCCGCCGCCCGAAGUUCAAGUCGGCCGGGCGCCGCAGGGCCAGCCCGGCUCGGAGCGCGCGCCCAGGGCGCACGGCUGCGGGUCCCGCGGGGAGUCGGCCCGGCCCCAGGUGGAAGAGGCGCGCACCUGCAGAGGCUCGGCCCGCGAGCGGCGAGCUUGCCCGGGGCCCCGCGGGCGCCUCCCCGGGGGUCUCGGAGGGCGAUCGGGGGCGCCGCCGCCUCCCAGCCCCACUCUACGCGGCCGGGGGCGCCCCUCGGAGCGAUGCGCCCUGCUUGGAGCGGAAGAGCGUCGCCGGAGGGGUCUUUGGCAGGCUCCCCCCGGGGAUCCGCUGUCCAACGCGGGAGGGGCGCUGAUGUCCAACGGCCCCUGCUUACCUGUCGGGGCAAUGGGCGCGCCUCCAAGCGGCAGCAGCCCCCAGCAAAGAAUCCGCGAUUGGGUAGUUACCCACCAUUCCGCCCCGCUCCCCGCGCGCAGCGAGGAAGGGCCCUGGCCGGCCCAGGACUCGCCCUCUAGCGGGCCACGGAGCAUCAGCCCCUGCCCCGCGGUGGCUUUGGAGGAUUCCGAGCCUGGGCAACUGCUGGGGCCAAGUGCCGCCUGGCAGGAGCCCGUGCCGGUCUUCCGCAGCAUCCGAUGCCAGCUCUCCCUGCAGGACCUGGAGGAUUUCAUUGAGCAGGAGAGCUCGGCCAGCGAAGACGGCAGCAGCACCAGCGGGGGGAGCGAGUCCUAUCGCCUGGAAGGGGAGGUCGGCACCCUUCACCGCCUGCCUGGGAGGCAGAAUGGCCAGAGCAGGACCUCAACCAGGGAUACCUGGACCAGGCCAGAGAGACUCUGCCCCAAACCCUCCACCAGUGGGCUGGAUGCGUCACGUGGUGCUGAGAGUGGAGCCCAGCUGAAUGGCGCCAUCCCGACUCACCUCAACUUGCUCAGCCGGGUAAUUGGAAGAGCCUCCAAGAGGCCAAGCAAGGAUCUACCUAAGCCCAGGCAGGUGUCCAGCUUGCCUCCCCCAAAUCUGGAUGCCCCCUUAAGUCCCCGGCUGGUCCCACGGCAAAGACACUGGGCAAGUACCCCUGAUGUGGCAGGGUCGGACGCAGAGGGGUCGACUGAACAACGUUCCUCCUUGGUGCCCCUGGAGCCGCGAGAGCACGCCUGGCUGGUGAAAGUGGCCACGGGCUCAUGGAUGCAGGCCCGGGCACUGUUGCUCGAAGACCCUCAACUUGCCAUCCGCAAGGACUUCAUCUCUGGCUACACCGUCCUCCACUGGCUGGCCAGGCAUGGGAACGCUCAGGUGAUGCAGGACUUCGUUGCCGGUGCCCAGAAAGCCGGGGUCACCCUGGACGUCAAUGCCAAGUCCGGCUGUGGUUACACCCCACUGCACCUGGCCGCCAUGCACGGGCACCAGCCGGUCAUCAAACUACUGGUGCAGAAACUGCAGGGCCGCAUCCAAAUCAGGGACAGCAGUGGCAAGAGGCCAUGGCAGUACCUGAGCAGUGCCACCUCGGGGGAGGUGUGGCAGCUCUUGGGGGCACCCAGGGGCAAAACCAUCUUCCCAGCCCACCCAAUUGUCACCAGAAACUCCUCGUCUCCCACCAGAAAAGGCAAGAGUCCCGAACUGGCUAGGAAAAUUAGCCGGAAAACGUCUUUGGCAGCCUACUUGAAACCUCAACACAUUAAAUGGAAAAUGGCAAACAGGUGCCCACCAUUACAGGAGAGGGAGGAAUACAGUGACUAAGAAGGGUGAUGGAUUGGGAUUCCAGAGGGCUUUGUUGACUCAGCCUGUCUCCAGAUUAAAUGGUCGUAUUUGGUGAGGGACUAGAGGAGAAAGAAGACUUUAUUCACAUUGAGCUGGGGUAUUUCUCCUCAUUUAUUUAUUUUAACUGAGGGGACGAUGACGGACCCAUGCACUUUAACCCUAGACAGAUGCUUUUAUCGUGGUCGUUCAGAGCUAUCGGCUCAUCUCAGGCCUCCUGGUGCUUGCACUUUAGCUGUUUUUGGGUCCCAUUGCGGAGAAGGUACCUGCUAAUCCUCUCCUGUAGUGAUCUCCAGGAUAAGGCUUGGAAAAAUCCAUCCUUUUGCCCUGCCUGGUGUUGCUGAGGGCAAAAUUGGCCCCUUUGGAG
Molecule: messenger RNA, 2410 nt
Organism: Elgaria multicarinata webbii
Lineage: Eukaryota; Metazoa; Chordata; Lepidosauria; Squamata; Anguidae
Gene: SOWAHB
Product: sosondowah ankyrin repeat domain family member B
Exons: 1
Coding region: 1-2025 (674 amino acids)
Molecular function (GO): protein binding
Source: RefSeq, a predicted model, not a curated record